This is a messenger RNA of Brassica rapa (field mustard), 956 nucleotides long. Its product is annotated as vacuolar protein sorting-associated protein 29. NCBI's taxonomy places the organism in Eukaryota, Viridiplantae, Streptophyta, Magnoliopsida, Brassicales, Brassicaceae. Gene Ontology annotation, biological process: retrograde transport, endosome to Golgi. The record is from RefSeq and is a predicted model, not a curated record. Gene Ontology annotation, cellular component: retromer complex.
GGUAUAGUUUCGCCGUCCGCUGAGGAAGUCAAACAAACAAGAGAGCAAGCGAUCAACAGAAGGAGAAGGAUCUUCCUUUUGCGAUCUCUGAGAUUCCUCACGAACCAAAUCUCGUAAUUUCGAUCGCCCCUGAAGCUAGAUCUUCUUCGAUUCGCGCUGUCAUCAACUUAAAGGGAAUCUUGACCUCUCUCCAGAUUUUAAUCGGGAAAGUUCGAAAUGGUGCUGGUUCUGGCAUUGGGGGAUCUCCAUGUACCCCAUAGAGCGGCUGAUCUGCCUCCAAAGUUCAAAUCGAUGCUUGUUCCUGGCAAGAUUCAACACAUCAUCUGCACUGGCAAUCUCUGCAUCAAAGAAAUCCAUGACUACUUGAAGACUAUAUGCCCUGAUUUGCAUAUAGCUCGUGGGGAGUUUGACGAAGAUGCACGCUACCCUGAGACCAAAAUCUUGACCAUCGGCCAGUUCAAGCUUGGACUCUGCCACGGCCACCAGGUGAUCCCAUGGGGUGAUCUAGACUCGCUUGCCAUGCUUCAGAGACAACUCGACGUGGACAUACUUGUAACAGGCCACACCCACCAGUUCACAGCCUACAAACACGAGGGAGGAGUCGUCAUUAACCCUGGCUCUGCUACCGGAGCGUAUAGUAGCAUAAACCAAGAUGUUAACCCGAGCUUUGUUCUUAUGGAUAUCGAUGGUCUUCGAGUUGUGGUCUAUGUCUAUGAGCUCAUCGACGGAGAGGUUAAAGUCGACAAGAUCGAUUUCAAGAAGACCUCCACUUCCAACUCUGCUCCUUAGCGUAUUUAACAAUGUGAACCCCUGUUUUUAUGUUUUCGUUUGGAAUCACUCGUGAAAUUUGGAACUUUCUUUAGCUUGCUUGUGAAAAUAAUAUUCAAAGAUUUGGAAUUUGGACCACUGAUAACAAUGUUUUGCAAGUCACUUGAAGUUGAUAGUUUUGUUUAAUC